AUGGGCUUGGCACAGUUCAGUGAUGACACCAAAGUAGAAUUUCGUCUGAAUGGCUACAAGACCAAAGAAGAGGUCCUCGCCCACCUAAAACGUUUUAGACUGAGAGGCGGUGGACCACGAAAAACUGGAGCAGCGAUGGAUUACACCCGCACUAACCUGCUCACCCCAGAGGCUGGAGCUCGUCUAUACCCAGGCUUUGGACAGUACCUGGUGCUGAUGACGUCAGGGAGAUCAGAUGACAGCGUGCUUAGGCCAUCACAGACCCUCAAAGACCAGAGUAUAAAUGUGAUCACUGUUGGGGUUGAUAAUGCUGAUCCUGUGGAAAUUCAGAUCAUUGCCACAGAUCCCACCAUGUCUAAGACUGUGGGGAAAAGUAUUGGGCAGAUACCACAGGAAAUUAGGACAAUCAUUGAAGCUGAAGACACUUUCAGUGUUACUGAUGAAUGUCUCUCAGCCCCAGUGUCAGACAUCGUAUUCAUCGUGGACCAAUCCAGCAUCACAGAAAGUGAACAAUUUAAUUUUGUGCGCAACUUCCUUUACCGGAUUGUAGCUGGUCUGGAUAUCAGUUCAAACAAAGUGAGAGUGGGUGUAGUACUCUACAGUAAUACACCCAAAGCUGAAAUGUACUUGGACACUCACGAGAAUAAACAGGACAUUCUCCAUCACAUCAGGAGACUUCCAUUCAUAAAGAGAACAACAGCAAAGACAGGAGAGGCACUGAGAUUUGUAAGAAAUGAUGUGUUCACCACAAACCGAGGUAGCAGAUAUCAGAUCGGCGUUCUUCAGCUGGCUGUUGUCCUCACAGCUGGAUAUUCCACCGAUAAAGUCAGCCAGCCAGCAAUGGAGCUGCGCCAGUCAGGGGUCAAAGUCUUCGCGUUGGGAAUGAAGAAUGUCAACAUGACAGAACUGGAACAGAUUGCCUCCUUUCCACCUGUGACCUUUGUGUUCACAGUAGAAGAUCUUGCAAACCUCAACACAAUACAGAGAGAUCUAAGAACAAGCAUUUGCCUUGAAACCAAUCAAAGACAUGUGAGAUACUUUCCUGGGUUGCAAGGCGCCCCUGGAGCUCCUGGGAUUACUUCUCUCAGGACAAAAGUCAUAAAACAAGGUUGUCUGAAAACAGAAGAAGCAGAUAUUUAUUUCUUGAUUGAUGAGUCUGGGAGCAUCACGGAAAAUGAAUUUCAGAUGAUGAAAAAGUUUAUUCUUGAGUUGAUGUUCAUGUUCCAUAUUGGACCAAAGCAGGUCCGUGUAGGUCUAGUGAAAUUUUCCUCUAAGCCAAAGCUUGAGUUUAACCUCUUGGAAACCAAAGAUAGGGCCUCCCUUGAUGCAGCAGUGCAAAAGGUUUACCUGGAUGGGGGGGGCACAAAAAUAGGAUUGGCACUUGAUAGAAUGCAGUCCCUAUUUCAAGAGGCUGUCGCGAGUCGACCCAAUCCUGACAUCCCCAGGAUCUUGAUUGUAAUCACUGAUGGAGUAUCAGAGGAUAAUCCGAAACCACCCGCACAGGAACUGCGAGAACAAGGAAUCAUUAUCUACACGAUAGGAGUCAAGGAUGCCAAUAAACAACAGCUUGAACUGAUCUCUGGUGAUCCCAAGAACACUUUCACAGUCAACAAUUUUGAUGCUUUAUUCUCCAUCAAAGAUGUUAUUGUUCAAAAGAUGUGUUCCAAAGAAGCAUGCAAGGAUAUGAAAGCAGAUGUCCUCAUGCUGGUAGAAAGUUCAGCCAUCAUUUUGCCAACAGACUUUUUGAAGACGAAACUGUUCAUCGAGUCUAUUAUGGAUCAGUCUGUGAUGGGGCAGGACGCACUGCAACUGGGUGUGGUGCAGUACAGCUCACAGCCACAACUGGUGUUUCCUCUGAGCUACGACAGCAGUGAGAUGCGCGAGAAAAUUGAAGCCAUGCGUGAAUUGGGUGGUGGCACAGAGACUGGCAAAGCACUCCGUUAUGUAUCCCAGCUCUUUGAUGAGGGCCGCCUUGGUGUCCCAAAGGUCCUGAUCGUCGUGUCUGAAGGGAAGUCACAGGAUGAAGUUGCUGAUGCUGCUGACAUGCUGUGGCAUAAGGGGGUCACCAUCUACUCUAUUGGCAUAGGCAGUGCAAACAGUAAACAAAUGGCCCGACUUGUCCACGGCAUCACAGACAAUUACUUUUUUUUGAGGAAUUUUACCGAGCUAAAGUCAGUAUCAGGGAAAAUCAUGGCUGGCAUCUGUCAUGUGAAUGAAGGAUAUCAAUGUCAAAUCGAUAUGGCAGACAUAAUCUUCCUGGUAGACGGUUCACAGAGCAUCAGUGAUGAACAGUUUCAGAGUAUGCAACACCUCAUGUCAUCCCUUGUGAACAGUUCUUCCAUUGGAAAAAACCACGUGAGAAUUGGGGCCAUUGUCUACUCUACUGAACCACAAAUCCAGUUUGCCUUGAAUGAGUACGAUACCAAACAGGAGCUGAGACAGGCCAUAUCACGCUUGAAGCCUUCAGAUGGUGACACUUACACAAGCAGAGCACUGAGUUACUCUUUAAACUACUUCAGAAAUUCAAAUGGUGCCCAAAGUGACAAAUGGGUACACAAGUUUCUCAUAGUUAUCACAAAUGAAGAGGCAACAGAUGCCGGGCAACUGGAAGAAGCAUCUGCAAAGCUGCGUGACAAUGGAAUCAGUAUAUUUGGUAUUGGAGUAAAGCAGGACAAGGAUACAAAGCUACCAAAACAGCUGCUUACAAUGACCAAUAACACCAACAGGGUGUUCUAUGUGGACAGUUUCAAUGCCUUGGAGCUAUUGGACAGAAACAUUUCCCAAGACAUCUGCACAGCUGCAAAAAUUGACUGUAAUUUGGAUUUGGUAAUGCUUAUGGACGGCUCCAACAGCAUUCACCACUCAAACUUCACGCUCAUGAAGAAAUUUAUGAUGGAUGUGGUCAAUUCCUUUCGCGUUGGCCCAAGCCAUCUUCAGGUUGGCGUAGUCCAGUUCUGCUCCAAACCUGAAGACAUCCGACAAGAAUUCUACCUCAAUACUUAUACAAAUACUGAAGACAUAUUGAACAAAAUUCAUGAAAUACAGCAAAUAGACCAAGGCAAUUCAAUUGCAGCUGGUCUGAAUUUCUCCAAAGCAUCCUUUCUGCCCGAACAUGGUGGUCGAAGAGGCAAGAAAGUCCUGCUGUUAUUCACUGAUGGAGAGUCAAAGGAGGAAAAUGCCCCAGCUGUCGCUGAUGAGCUCAGAGCCAUGGGGAUAGAGAUAUUUGUCAUUGGAAUAGGCAGAAUAGAUACUGAUAAUCUAUACAAGAUAGGACACAGGGAACCAUUUAUUAUAAAUGAGUUCUCAAAACUCAAUCUGCUCCUGGCAAAACUGGUGUACAACAUGCCAUGCGGCGCGGGAGAAAGUACAGGAUGUAAUAUGGACAUUGCUGUUGGAUUUGAUAUCACCAGAAGGCCAAACCGCCCUCUCUUCAGUGGACAGCUCCAGUUAAAGCAGAAGCUGCCCAAGAUAAUCAGCAAAAUCGCGUCUCUGGAUAACAUAUGCUGCGUUCCUGAGAGCAUCAUUAAGCCAAAGUUCGCCUUCAGUGCGGAGGAUGAAGAGUUCUUGGAGUACAGCUCAGGGGUGGCCGAAAAAGUGGCCAGUUUAACAACAGACAACAACACCUUUUUCAACACACAGUUGCUGGAGUCUUUUAGGAAAGUCUUUGAAAAAUCAACGGCUGAAAUAAAGGUGCUGAUCAUUUUUUCAGAUGGGCUUGAUGAGCCAGUGGAGAAACUGGAGAGGGAAGCAGACCUUCUAAAGAGUAGUGGAGUAAGCGUACUGAUAACGGUGGCUUUGGAUGGAGUUCAUAAUGCCCAUGAGCUUCAGAUGGUUGAGUUUGGGCAAAGUUUUGGUUACAAGAAGCCCUUUUACAUCGGGAUGAAUAACAUAGACAGUGCCAUGCAGAAAGACUUGGUUUCAGUGGCGCUAAAGAAGUGCUGCAAAUUGAGUUGCGCCUGCGUUGGGCCACCAGGGCCCCCUGGUCCUGAGGGGCGGCCUGGACCGAAGGGUGAUAAAGGAUUCCCAGGAUAUCCCGGAAUCCCUGGAGAUGAGGGAAGCAGUGGAGAGAGAGGACCUCCAGGAAUGAAUGGAACAAAAGGAGGUCAGGGGUGCCAAGGGAGGAGAGGUGAAAAGGGUGGAAGAGGCUACAGUGGUGAACAAGGGAUCCAUGGAGAAGACGGGCUCGAUGGAGUCCAUGGAGAACAGGGUGAUCCUGGAAUGAAUGGCACUUCUGGAGAGAGGGGAGAUCCAGGCAAUGCGGGUUAUCCAGGUAUGAAAGGUGGCCAAGGGACUGAAGGCGAGAAAGGAUUAAGAGGAGAUCCUGGAGAGUCUGGAGAGGACAACACAAAUGUGGGUCCAAAAGGAGAACGAGGCAACCAGGGGGCACGGGGAGAAAUAGGGGAAGAUGGCUCUUCUGGAGGAGAGGGUGUACCUGGAAAUGAUGGACCUGAUGGAAGGAGAGGCCCCCUAGGGGAGAAGGGUGCAAGAGGAAAUCCAGGUGACAUUGGUGUUGAGGGAAACCCUGGACCUUCAGGACCUCAGGGAAAGAGAGGACUUGGAGGUCCUGACGGAACUGAAGGUUCUCUUGGUUUACCAGGCACUCGGGGGCCACCAGGAGUAGAGGGACCAGAGGGGUCCACCGGCCAUGCAGGGAUGAAGGGACAGAAAGGGCAGCAAGGGGACCCUGGACUCAAGGGAGCCAUUGGAUCAUUGGGGCCUAGAGGAUCCCAGGGCCUUGAUGGUAGGGAUGGGUAUGGACCACCUGGAAUUAUGGGACAGAAGGGAGAUGAAGGCUUUCCUGGUCCCCCUGGGUUGCAGGGUGAGGACGGUGUGAAGGGACGAGCUGGAGGUCCUGGCUCUAAAGGAAUCCGUGGAAGAGGGGGGAAUGCUGGAAAACCUGGUGGAAAGGGUGAUCCUGGAGACGACGGAGUGGAUGGACACAAGGGCCAUAGAGGAGCUCCAGGGAAACAGGCAGAUAUUUGCCAGCUGCUGCCUUAUAUUCGUAAUAACUGCGCGUGCUGUAAUGGUCAGAGUGACUGCCCAGUCUAUCCUACUGAGCUGGUCAUAGCCCUGGACAUGUCUCAGGAUGUGGACCAACAGGCGUUCGAAAGGAUGCGCAACACUGCCCUUGACCUGUUGGGUGGCAUCUCCAUUGCCCAGAGCAACUGCCCCAGAGGUGCACGGGUAGCAGUAGUUUCCUACAGCUCCGACACCAAGCAACUCAUCCGUUUCUCUGACUACAAAGAAAAGAGGAAGCUUUUGGAGGCAGUGAAUGGCACUGCACUUGAACUCAACUUGGGCAAGCGCAAUAUUGGUGCAGCCAUGCGAUUUGUGGCAAAGCAUGUCUUUAAGCGCACCAGACAGGGCGCCCUGAUGAGGAAGGUGGCCAUCUUCUUCUCCAACGGGGCAUCUCAGGAUGCCACGGCCAUCAACACUGCCAUGCUGGAGCUCAAAGCCCUUGACAUCCAGGCUGCUGUGAUCGCCCUCAGAAACACUCCCAAUGUCCGGCGUGCAUUUGAGGCGGAUGAAACAAGAAGCUUUAUAGUGCAAUCUCUGCAAGAGGGACAGGACCAGGAAAAGCAGCUGAGGAAGAUCCAGCGCUGUGCCAUAUGCUAUGAUUUUUGCCGAUCCCCACCCGAUCCAGAAUGCGCUGACAUCCACCUGACAAGACUGCAUUUAGACUUGGACCUUGAUCUGACUUUGCUGGUGGAUGGAUCACAGACAAUGCAAGCAGACGAGUAUGUGGCAGUAAAGGAGCUGCUGGCUUCAGUUCUAGAGCAGAUCAAAGUGAGUGACCAACCACAAAGCUCAGAUAAACAGGCGAGAGUGGCUCUGUAUCAGACCUCACCCUCUUAUAACCCAGCUCAACCGCUUGGAGGAGACACCCCAGUCCAGAAAGAGUUUGACUAUGUGUCCUACACGGACAGUGACGACAUGAAAAAACACCUCCUGGAGGACGUGCAUCAACUAGGUGGCUCAGGCGCUUUUGGACCUGCAGUGGAGUGGAUCAUCAAGAAAGGCCUCUCGGCGGCCCCGAAUCCACGCAAGAACAAGAUGGUGUUGGCUGUGGUGGGCGGCGAGACAAGCAAGUGGGACAGAGCCAAGCUUGACCAGGUCUCCGAGAUGGCGAAGUGUCAAGGUGUGGGGGUGUUCACAUUAACGACUGGACAAAGAUUCAACACACAAGUAGAGGAGCUGGCCAGUUCCCCCCUGGACCAGCACAUAAUCCACCUUGGAGAUGCAAAGCAAGGACAGCGGGAGUACGCCCAACGUUUCCUGCAAGCUUUCUUGGGUACUCUGAAAAGGGGAUUAAAUCAAUAUCGUGAGCCCCAGAUGUGUCACAGGGGAGAUGAUGAUCCUGGCACACUGGCAGCAACUGGACCAAAAAUCGAGAGUGUUCCUUUAUCUACUUACCGGAGAGAAGGGGACCACCUCAAUGACCAGAGGUCCCCUAAACACAUCUCUCCAGUCCAGAAUCUUGUGUUCAGGCCAGGUACACGUUUGGAGAAUAAAGGAAAGAGGCCAGCGGUUUGGACUCGUGGCGUGCCACACUCAUAUGGACACAGAAGAAAAGUAGACAGGAGGCCAAAAGUGUGAAAACCAGCCGACGAGCUUCUGACAUGACGACAAUCUGUUCAACCUUGGUGCAAGGUGCAAUCUGCAAUGAAGCGCCAUUUCUACUAGAUAACUAUUAAAUAUUGAAUGUUGAGAUGUUUCUAUUGCACUCAUGCUAAAUAAAUAAAUGGGAUUAAAUGAUA
Molecule: messenger RNA, 6758 nt
Organism: Clupea harengus (Atlantic herring)
Lineage: Eukaryota; Metazoa; Chordata; Actinopteri; Clupeiformes; Clupeidae
Product: collagen alpha-6(VI) chain-like
Source: RefSeq, a predicted model, not a curated record